This is a messenger RNA of Dunckerocampus dactyliophorus (ringed pipefish), 1527 nucleotides long. It is a transcript of the gene gfap, whose product is annotated as glial fibrillary acidic protein. Gene Ontology annotation, molecular function: structural constituent of cytoskeleton. Gene Ontology annotation, biological process: regulation of chaperone-mediated autophagy; intermediate filament organization. NCBI's taxonomy places the organism in Eukaryota, Metazoa, Chordata, Actinopteri, Syngnathiformes, Syngnathidae. The record is from RefSeq and is a predicted model, not a curated record. Gene Ontology annotation, cellular component: cell projection; intermediate filament; cytoplasm. The transcript is spliced from 9 exons. The coding region runs from base 11 to 1333 and encodes 440 amino acids.
AGUGGCCAACAUGGAGAGUCACAGAGUUCAGUCUUCCUACAGGAGGCGUUUCGCCCCCCAGGGCUCCAGCAGCAGCAUAACAGCGGUCCGUGUGGGAGGCCUCCCCUCCAGCCGCCUCUCCUGGCACGGGAGCCCCCGCACCUUCGCCCACUCCAGCCCCGUACAGCGGACCACCCCACAGGGCCCCAUGGAGAGACUGGACUUCUCAGCCGACUCGCUGCUGAAGGCCCACUUCAAGGAGACGCGCACCAACGAGAAGGUGGAGAUGAUGGGCCUCAACGACCGCUUCGCCAGCUUCAUCGAGAAGGUGCGCGUGCUGGAGCAGCAGAACAAAGUCCUGGUGGCCGAGCUGGCCCAGCUGAGGAGGAAGGGGCCCAGCAGGGUGGGCGACAUCUACCAGACCCAGCUCAGGGAGCUGCAGCGGCAGGUGGACGACCUCGGCGCCGACAAGGCCCGCGUGGAGAUCGAGAGGGACAACAUGGCGGCGGACGUGGCCACACUCAAGCAGAGGUUGCAAGAUGAGAUGGGCCUCCGACAGGAUGCCGAGAACAACCUGAGUGCCUUCAGACAGGAUGUGGAUGAAGCGUCUCUAAAUCGAGUCCAGUUGGAGAGGAAGGUGGGAGCUCUGCAGGAUGAGAUCGACUUCCUGAAGAAGAUUCAUGAGGAGGAGCUUCGUGAGCUGCAGGAGCACAUCAUGGCCCAGCAGGUUCACGUGGACAUGGAUCUCUCCAAACCGGACCUGACUGCAGCUCUGAGGGACAUCCGGGUCCAGUAUGAGACCAUGGCUUCUUCAAACAUGCAGGAGACGGAGGAGUGGUAUCGCUCCAAGUUUGCUGACCUGACAGAUGCAGCCAAUAGGAACGCUGAGGCCCUGCGCCAGGCCAAGCAGGAGGCCAAUGACUACCGGCGUCAGGUCCAAGUCGUCACCUGCGAUCUGGAGGCACUCCGUGGAACAAACGAGUCCCUGGAACGUCAGCUCCGGGAGCUGGAGGAGCGUUUCGCCAUGGAGACGGCAGGCUACCAGGACACGGCCAGCCGCCUGGAGGAGGAGAUCCAGGCCCUGAAGGAGGAGAUGGCCCAGCAUCUGCAGGAGUACCAGGACCUCCUCAACGUCAAGCUGGCCCUGGAUAUUGAGAUCGCCACCUACAGGAAGCUGCUGGAAGGGGAGGAGAGCAGGAUUACUAUGCCAGUACAGAGCUUCUCCAACCUGCACCUGAGAGAUGCACUCAUGGACACCAGAAGCCCGGAUCUCCACAUGAAGAGGAGCAUCCUGGUCAGAACUGUGGAGGCUAGAGAUGGAGAGGUCAUUAGGGACUCGACCACUGAGCAUUAAUCUGUCUGGUCCUCAGUGACAAUAUGAUGACUGUGAACCUUUUUUUUUUUUUAUGAUUAUUUUUACAAAAAUACAAAUUGUGUCCUACAAUUUCUUAUUUUCACUACCAUCACCAAUGAUGUUGUUUCCCCAGCACUGCCAUGACAUUUAGUACUCUCAUUACAGUGUUUUGUUAAAAUAAAAAACAAAGUAUA